Meloidogyne enterolobii is the source of this 847-nucleotide messenger RNA. Lineage: Eukaryota; Metazoa; Nematoda; Chromadorea; Rhabditida; Meloidogynidae. The record is from the annotation of a GenBank genome assembly.
UUACAAAAAGCCCAGCUACGACAGUUACAAGCCCAGCUACGACAAUUACAAACCCAGCUACGACAGCUACAAGCCCAGCUACGACGAUGGUUACAAAAAGCACAGUUACGGCGGAAAAUACGGCGGCGGUUACAAAAAAAGCAAAUACAACAAAUACAACUCUUAUAGCAGUAGCUCCAGCGAGGAAGAAUAUCCACCAAGACACCACUACAAAGGAGGCUACCAUGGUGGUCAUCGUUAUGGUCACAAAAAGCAUCACUAUGCCGGAGGUUAUCCAACGUUCAUCUACCCAUCACCAUAUCAACCGAUGAGUCCCAUUCAACCAAUUCCACAAGUUCCAAACCCUUGGCAACUAACUCCCUCUCAGCCAAUUCCACCAAUGCCAAAUCCCUUGAUACCAAAUCCACAACAGCCUUGGGCAUCACUUCUUCCAGCAAACCAAAGCAACGUCGUAAUGCCCCCAGCUAUGCCAAUUCUUCCACCGCCAUCAAUUGUAUGGCCUCCUGGUACCCCCUUUGGUGCUAAAAAAGUGAAACGUGAUGCCCCAUCCCAAAUCAAUGAUGCAGAAUCUGAGCUUGGACUACUCCCACCACAACGUUUUGAACGUGCCAUCAAGGAGAAAACUAAAAUUCCAAAACCAACAACUGAAUUGCCAAAAACUACAAAAGAGCCAAAAAUUUCAACAACAACUGAAGAAAUAUAUGAAGGGGAAGAAGAACCAGAAGAAGAGGAAAACGAAGAAAUUGAAGAAGAGAACGAGUAUUUCCGUUCGGAUGACAACAAUCAACAUGUUGGAUAUAUUCAAGGCGAAAUUAAUAGUAUUUGGGAAGAAAAGAAGAAAAAAUAA